GUGUUUUCACGUCUCCCUGGAGACCAAAAGAAACCUGAAGCUUCCAGAAGCUCCACCUGACAACCAGCAACCCUGAGACUGGACUGACAUCAUGACUCACCUGCGCACACCUUCGCCUCCUCACAGCAGUACGUUCAAUCUUCUUCUUCUUCUCAAAUACAACAUCUCCAGCUGCAUCUGUCUGACCGUCUGUGUCUGUCCUCCAGCUGUGCAGAGGAUCAGUUCCGCCGUCCUGCCUUCUGUCGUCCACCGAUUCCUCUUCAGCCAAUCAAAAGAGUUUCGGGUUGCUCACCUGCUCCUCAGGGCGCUGUUUGGGGCAGUGAGCGGUGCAGUCCUGUUCCUGGGAGUCUGCCAAAGCCUCCCGCUGACCUUUGACCUGCAGCUGGCAGCAGGAGGUUUGUUUGUCGCCGUGUGUGCGGUGUGCGGCGCCUUGUCCUCCACCUGCAGAUGUUCGGUCCUCCUGAUGUUUCCUGGCGUGUUCGGUUCUCGUGGCCGAGCCUACCUGAUGCUGUUACUCCUGUCUGUGCUCUACAGAGGACCGGUUUCUAACAUCCAGCGUAACGUGGAGGCGGCUGCAGUGUCUCUGAGCUGUAACCUGGACCUGCAGGUUCAUCACAGCAAGUUACUGUGGAGAGACACCAUCAGACCUUUUAUACUCAUCGCCCAGGAGCUCAUGGAUGACGAAGCUGAGUUUCAGUCGGAGGCUCAGAGCAUCAGCAGGAAGUUUCAGAACAUCAGAGACGAGGUCGUCCUUCAGUACGGAUACGACCAAUUCAAACCCAAACACGCUGCCGGGAACAGCACACAAGAGCAGUACACCUCCAAGACCAUGAUGCAGUGCGACGGUGUGGUGGACGAGGGUGUGCAGCGAUGUACUGACUGGUUCAGCCUCAGGUGGGAGGAAUGUAUGACUGCGAUCCCGGUCCCCGUCAUUAACCACAUCCUCUGCGUCUCCAUGAAGUUCCACUUCCUGUGUGAUAUCAUGAGAGUGAUGACUCCGUGGUGCAGGGAGCAGAUCCCUGUGGAGGGAAACUUUGGGCAGCUGUUUGAUCAGCUGAACCGUUCAGUCGACCUGCUGUCCAGAGAGUUCAGCACCGAGCUCGUCCUGCAGGAGCAGCAGCAGCAGUCGGUGUUAGGUGGAGCUCCGCUGGAUCAGGAGAUCACUCAGGCUGUUAGAGGAUCCUUCCAGAAGCUGAUGACGACCAUGAAGCAGCUGCUUAACGUCCUGCAUCUGCUGCGCUCUUUCACCUUCAUCACCAUCUUCAUCCAAGCGUUUAGUUACCUUAUACAGUACAGGAGGGACGUUCAAUUCGAUAACGUCUACAUCACCACCUACUUCAGGCAGACUGACGCCCGCCGGAGGAGAGCGGGGAAGCGCUGUCUGCUGCCUCUGAAACAAUCAGAGAAAAAGAAUUUCAUCAACCCCUGGAGUCCAAAGAUCCACCCUGAGGAGCUCGAACAAGUGACCUCGGGUGUGUUGCAGGUGCUGUCGGCCUCUCUGCUGUCUGUCGGCCUGCUGUCGGUCGACUUCUCUCUGUUCCACGUCUUGGACAUCGUCAGCAGACACACCUUCACCCAGUUCAACCUGACCAGCAGUCACAAGGUGGACAUCAGAGUGGGCGGAGCCUCCAUGAUGGCCCGCCUCCUGAGGAAGACAGUUUCAGCCUUCAACAGCUCGUCCAUCCUUCACAUCCAAACCGACAACCGGGUGUGUGUCUCUCCCCCCUCCUCCCUCUCUGCUGGUGUGUAUGUGAGCUGUGCAGGGUUUGUCCUGUUGGUGGCGCUCUUCAGCUGCCUUCAGGUUUACACCAACCGCCUCAGACGGGUCAUUGCUGCCUUCUACCACCCAGAGAGGGAGAAGAAGCGAGUCUUGUUCCUCUACAACCUGCAGAUCCAGAGGCGGUUUUCCUCCCCAGACAGGAAACGUCUCAUCAGCAAGGGACGGAGAAGCUGGUCGGUGUUCGAGUGUCUGAGCAGGUGUGGGCGUGGUCGUCGUCACCAACAGUACUCCGAGGAGACGCGCUACGACCCGGAUUAAACCAGGACAGGAAGUUCACAUAAACCUUUUAAACCCGUCUGAGCGUAAAGAAUAAAUUCUGCUACCGA
Messenger RNA from Micropterus salmoides (largemouth bass), 2106 nucleotides. RefSeq names its product E3 ubiquitin-protein ligase DCST1-like. NCBI's taxonomy places the organism in Eukaryota, Metazoa, Chordata, Actinopteri, Centrarchiformes, Centrarchidae. Gene Ontology annotation, cellular component: membrane. The coding region runs from base 92 to 2038 and encodes 648 amino acids. The transcript is spliced from 15 exons. The record is from RefSeq and is a predicted model, not a curated record.